UGUCGGGCUAUUUCUCUCAGCUCUUGAGGACGUCCACUAGACUGCAUAUCUGCAAGCUAUCAAAGAAAAAAGAAAAUAUGGGAAGAAAGAGAGAUCGUUUUUGGGAGUAUGCUAUGGAACUAAAUGGUCGAUUCAAGUGUGUAUUCUGCGAACGUGAUUUUGCUGGGGGUGCUUCAAGAAUUAAAUCACACUUGGCAGGAGUAAAAGGUCAUGCUAUUGAUAUAUGUAUGAAAGUGCCUAUAAAUGUUCGAGCAGAAGCUUGUGUAGCAGUCGGAAGGCCUAACAAAACACUUAAAACUGCAUCAUCUUCAAGCGAUGAAAAGGAAAGAAAAAUCUUUCCAACUUCAUUGUCAACAACUACCAAGAGUAAAGAAGAAUAUAUGGCUGAAAUUGACUUCAGUUUAUUUUUGGAGGGACUUCAAGCUAAGUUGGGACGACUUGCAACUAAGCAUGUCGGUUCUAAGUGCGGUUUUCGUAAGGAGCUAAUAAAGCUUCUCCUCUCAGUAACGAAAAUUCAAGUUGCGCUAGCGGAUGCUGAGAAAUGGAAAGGCGGUAGCGAGUCUGUGAGGAAAUGGUUAAUGGCGCUUAAAGACGUAGCUUAUGAUACUGAUGAUGUGCUAGAUGAAUUUUGCAAGAAGAUUCUUCAGCAAAAGGGACAACCUCGAAGCCAAAUGAAGAAAAAGGUACGCAGCUUCUCUUCACCGAUAUUACUCGGUAUGACAAAGAAAUUCAUGAAAAUCAACGUAUCAUUGGAGAAAAUUAAGGAUGUUCUUGGAGUGGGGUCUACGAAUAAAAUCUCUUAUUCUAGACGGUAUUGGGAGAUAGACUCCUUACUCAACGAUUCAGAAAUUGUCGGAAGGGGAUAUGAUGUCUCAAAUAUAGUCAACAAACUGACUAGCACAAGCAAACUAAGCAAUCAACGUAUCUCUGUUCUUCCGAUCGUGGGUAUGGGAGGCUUUGGAAAGACAACUUCAGCAACAUUAGUUUAUAACCAUGAAGUGAUAAGGAACCAUUUUGAUGUACUAGCAUGGGUACAUGUCACUAAAAAUUUCAAUGCUGAGAGGGUCUUAAGUGAGAUUCUUAAAUCUCUUGGUGAAGACUUGAUUUUGUUAAAUGACAGCUUCAAUAUACUUAAAGAAAAACUUCAAAAAAAAUUGCGGAACAAAUCCUUUCUUCUCGUACUUGAUGAUGUGUGGUUUGAUGAUUGUAAGGAAUGGGAUAGUUUAAAGAGUGUCUUGUUAGAAGUGAUUUCAACUACUGGAAAUAAUGUAAUUGUAACAACUUGUAGCGACAACGUUGCAAAAACCAUGGAGACACUUCCUCGGAUUUACUUGGAAAAAUUAUCAAAAGAUGAAUGUUGGUCCAUAUUUGCAAAAAGAGCAUUUGCUAAUGAAAGCAUUCCGCGAAGUUCAGAGUUGGAGGCUAUUGGAAGAGAGAUUGCUAAAAAAUGUCAAGGGGUUCCAUUAGCUGCAAGAGUAUUAGGAGGAACAAUGUGCUUUAUAGAUGAUAAGAGUAAGUGGUUGUCAAUUCAAAAUGAUAAAAUUUGGGAUUUAAUGGAUGAUGAUAAUAAUGGAGUUCUUCAAAUAUUAAAGUUAAGCUUUGACUAUCUUCCAACACCAUCUUUAAAACAAUGUUUUGCAUAUUGUGCGAUUUUCCCUAAAAAUUAUGAAUUGGAAAAAGACGAGCUAAUACAGCAUUGGAUGGCCGAAGGAUUCCUUGAACCAUCUAAAGGAAAUUGUAUGGUGAUGGAGGAUAUUGGUAACAUGUAUUUUCGUAUGUUGUUGGUAAAUUCCUUUUUUCAAGAUGCUAGAAAGGAUGUGUAUGGUAAUAUUAUCAGCUGCAAGAUGCAUGAUUUGGUGCAUGAUUUUGCAAUCUCAAUUUCAAAAUCUGAGAAUCUGUUUUUGGAGGGGGAUUUGAUGGGUGAUAUCAAACUUGUACGACAUUUAUUCAUCAGAUCUGAUGGCCAAAAAGAACCAAAAUUUCCAGUUACAAAAUCCAUUUUCGGAAAAUUGCGCACCUUUGUUUCAGAAAAUGUUGCGGUUGGCGGUGUAUUAUCAAAUUUUAGGUGCUUACGAGUUCUAAAAUUAUGUGGGAUGAGGAGAAUAGAGUUGCCAGAAUCAGUAGGCCAAUUAAUACACAUGAGGCUUCUUCACAUAUCACACACUGAAAUUCAGUCAUUACCAAAGUCCUUCACUAAGCUUUCGAAUUUGCAGACUUUAAGAAUUGAAUCUUGCCCUAGUCUUGAAAAGCUUCCAGAUAAUCUAUGUGACAUGAUUAUGUUGAGGCAUAUUUAUAUUGAUCAUGAGUGCAUCAAGCGAACACCUAAAGAUAUAGGGCGGUUGACUAAUCUUCAAACAUUGCCAUUCUUUGUUGUAGAUCUAGACGAAGGUUGUCAAAUUGUAGAAUUGGAACAUGCAAAUGAACUCAAAGGAGAAUUAGAUGUCUACAAUCUAGAGUAUGUGAGAGAUAAGGAAGAAGCCAGAAGUGCAAAUUUGGCAAAAAAGGGUAAAAUAUACAAGUUGGGAUUUCAUUGGGUUAGUUCUCAUACAGAAGACCAUUGCAAUAAUGAUGAAGAGGUGUUGGAAGGCCUCCAGCCUCACCAAAAUUUGAAAAGCUUAACAAUCCAACACUACAAAGGAGAGAAAUUCCCAUCAUGGAUGUUGACAAGUGGUGAUACUACGGUUCGUUUGUUGCAAUUUACUUGUUUGAUGGAGAUCAAUUUAAGGGACUGCGCUAAAUGUAAAGAAGUUCCAACUCUUGGGCAUUUACCCUGUCUUAAGUUUCUUGAUAUAAAAGGAAUGACUAAUGUAAAACGUAUGGGAACCGAGUUUUACAGUGAUGGCAGUUACAAAGAUACAUUGUUUCCAGCAUUGAGAAGACUCCAAUUGCAGAAGAUGGAUAUUCUAGAGGUGUGGACGGAUGCAAAUGAUCUUACAACAGCAAAUAAAGUGUUUCCUUUACUUGAGGAGUUGAUCAUUGACGACUGUAAGGAACUGGAAGAAGCUCCAUGUCAUUUUCCUUCUCUUAAGAAAUUACACAUUUCCAAGACCAGGAGUACGGCAUUCAAAAGAAUUUGCAGCAAGCUUACUACACCCGUGUGCGUCAACAUAUCCAGUAUUUUGGAACCCACUUCUUUGCCAGAACAGUCAUUGCAAAAUAAUAGGAAUCUCAUGUCUUCACGAUAUUCGCAAUUGCCGAAAGUUGAUGCAACUGCCAGUGGGGUUAUUAGAUUCCCUCACCUGUUUGAAAUCUUUGGAGAUUGGUGA
This is a messenger RNA of Quercus lobata, 3266 nucleotides long. Its product is annotated as putative disease resistance protein RGA3. The transcript is spliced from 4 exons. NCBI's taxonomy places the organism in Eukaryota, Viridiplantae, Streptophyta, Magnoliopsida, Fagales, Fagaceae. Bases 78 to 3266 code for a protein of 1062 amino acids. Gene Ontology annotation, molecular function: ADP binding; DNA binding. The record is from RefSeq and is a predicted model, not a curated record.